AUGGCGGCGUUGUUUGUUUUCGGCCAAAGAAGAAGAAAACAACGCACCUUUAAGGAUCGCAUUUCAUCCUUAGAUCAUCUGUCAGAUGUGGAGGUUGUGGACCGAUAUAGACUCUCACGAAUCGCCAUUAUUUAUUUGGAAGAUAACCUAAGAAAUGACCUUUCUACUCCUACAAACAGGUCACAAUCGGUAUCGUCUAUGACGAAGGUGCUGGUUGGGCUUAGAGUUCUGUCUAAAGGAAAUUUCUUAUCAGAGGUAGCCGACCUGCACGGCAUAUCGAAGCAAACAGCGUCAAGGGUGUUGCAUGAGUUUGUAGACGCUGUAAAUCGAAAUAUUGACAAUAUAAGAUUUCCAAGAACACAACAAGAAUUGGCAGAAGCAAAACUUGGCUUCUACAAAAGAUGCAAAAUUGCCAAUAUCGUAGGUGCAGUCGACGGAACACUCGUCCCUAUCAUUGCCCCGAAAGACAGUGGCGAAGCCUACAUAUGCCGGAAAGGAUUCCAUGCUAUAAAUGUGAUGGCUACAUGUAGCCACGACAGAAGGUUCAUCGACAUUGUCGCCAAGUGGCCAGGGUCGCAGCAUGAUUCUUCUGUCAUGAACACCUCGUCGUUGAAGGAACACAUGGAGAGUGGGAGGCCAGGGAUGCUGCUGGCUGAUAGCGGUUAUCCACUCACUACCAGCCUGCUAACUCCGCUUGCUAAUCCCGUAACGCCUGCUGAAGCAAGAUAUAACAACGCGCAGAGCAAGGGAAGGAUGGUUAUCGAGCAGAGUUUUGGAAUCCUGAAAGGAAGGUUUCGAUGUCUCCACAAAACCGGCGGUGUGUUGAGUUACAGUCCCGAAAAGUCGUGUGCAAUUUUUAUGGCAUGUGCCAGGUUGCACAAUAUGUGUUUGGAUUGGGGUCUGACACUGGACGAUGCCCAAGUAGUGGACCCAGGCCAAGAUGCUAUGGAGGCCUGGAUGGGACAACCAGGCUUGCAGGUGCAAGAACUGCGACGACGAGUUGUGAACACUUUUGUGUGAAAUUGAACGUAGUUUGUUUGUUCCAUUUCCUUUAAUUUAAAUAGUUUGUGAUCGCUUUGUGUUAAUACAUGAUGCAAAGUAUAAUACAAAUGAAUGUGUGCACUUACUAAGUGAUGUAAAAGUAAACAACAAAUAUACAGUAUUGUGACCUUUACAUGGAAGUUAUUGGUUGCAAAUGGACUGAACAUGUUGCCCUGAUUAACAGAGUGAUCAUUUUGUACAAGUAUUACAAUUAACUGUUAUUCAAGUCAUAUAUGUAAUUUAUGCAAUUGAUAUGAAUUGUCAAAAUGGAACAAAUAACAAAGAAAUGCCAAAACAAAUCAUUCGUUUUCCAAAGUCCCUUUUUAAUGCUGGCAUAUCCGCAAUGUUAACACAUUUGUAAACAUUCAACAAGACGGCGUUUUAAAACAACGUAUUAAAGCCAUAUUUUUUAUUCCACCAUGCAAUUUUGCAAACCUAAGAUUUGAGCUAAUUUGCUUAUUAUUUAACAAAUAGGAUCAAUUUUCAUACUUAUAAGAGAUGUGUUCAUUCAAAUAACCUUAAAGCGUUUAAAUGUAUGAAAUUGGGAGAAUAUUUCUUCAUUUUCUUAAAGCUGCACUCUCACAGAUUUACCGUUUUGAUAACUUCUUUAUUUUUGUUUUGGUAUUUAAAUUAACAAUUUGUUUGCUUAUAUCUGUAUUCCAGUAAUGUAACAAUGAUGACAAACAAUCAGCUUGGUUUCAUAAAUCCUGUUUUAUGGCUAAAAGCGUUACUUACAGUUAAAGGAGAAUGCAUUAAUUUAAACAUAUUUUUUUAAACUUAAUUACAAAAAUCUGCGAUCUGAUUUCUUUAUCAGCCGUCUUAUAGCAUUGGUUUCCUUGCAUUUUCGCAUAAAUUUGCUUGUUCCAAAACAGAAUAUAAAAUUAAUUGUCAAAUGAUUCAAUCUGUGAGAGUGCAGCUUUGAGGUUUUACAUAAAUACCUAGUUUUUUUACCCAAGUUCCUAUUCUAAUCAGGUGCAGGAAAAAAUUGCCUUAAAAUUAUGACAUAAACAUAACAACAUAUAAAUAUCACAUAUUUUUUACGAGCAAUUUAAGGGCUAUUUAUUGACAGUAUAUACCCCAUGGAUGGGGGCACUCUUAUUAAAUACACCACCCUCCUACAGAAGCAAAUUUGGGAUUCAAAUUAGCAAAACAAACACGCGCCCAUACACUUUUUAAAUAAUUGCCCCCCCCCCCAAUUUUAUAUGUUUUACUGGGGUAACCCUAAAUAAAACCUCUUUAACACAACAAAUAUACAAUUAUGUCAACAACUUAGACUAUCACAGUAGCAUUAUGCAAAAGUGCAGUACAUUGUAAAAUUGUAACAGGUAAAUGGGAUAAGAACUAAAAGACAUUAAGAUAUUUAUGAUAUCACCCAUGUCAUUUUAACCAUAAUAACAAAUCAAUUAUGCACAACA
Mya arenaria is the source of this 2456-nucleotide messenger RNA. RefSeq names its product putative nuclease HARBI1. The transcript has 7 exons. The coding region runs from base 1 to 1020 and encodes 339 amino acids. Lineage: Eukaryota; Metazoa; Mollusca; Bivalvia; Myida; Myidae. The record is from RefSeq and is a predicted model, not a curated record.